This is a messenger RNA of Uloborus diversus, 1210 nucleotides long. RefSeq names its product translation initiation factor eIF-2B subunit beta-like (gene eIF2Bbeta). The record is from RefSeq and is a predicted model, not a curated record. The transcript is spliced from 2 exons. Gene Ontology annotation, molecular function: translation initiation factor activity; guanyl-nucleotide exchange factor activity. Gene Ontology annotation, biological process: translational initiation. Bases 90 to 1130 code for a protein of 346 amino acids. Gene Ontology annotation, cellular component: eukaryotic translation initiation factor 2B complex. Lineage: Eukaryota; Metazoa; Arthropoda; Arachnida; Araneae; Uloboridae.
UUUGUUGUUUGUUUUGUUUUCGGUGUGAAUCUAAAUUUUGUCGAAACAUUUUUGGUAUUUCUCCUGUUAACAAAUUAACUACCUUGACAAUGUCUACAAAAGAUACUGCAGCUAGUAUUGAUCAAUUCCUUUGUGAUUUAAAGAAAGGAAAAAUCAAGUAUUCAAAUGAAAUUGCUUGUGAGACGGUUAAACUUUUAGAAAUAAUUGUGACAAACUCUACAUGGGAAACAGCUAAAGAUUUAAUGAGCAUUAUUAGUGAAGUAGGAAAGCAAAUAUCUUUAGCUCAGCCCAUGCAUUCUGUAGUCAGCAACAUGGUGAAGCGUGUGUUGAAGAUUAUUCGCGAUGAGUAUUCUAGUGCUCUGGGGAAAGAUGAUGAGUACGACCAGCAAGAGUCCUUGCAAAAAAUGCUGGUUGCUGAAGAGCAAAUGGAUUUUGCCAAGACACUCAGCAAUUUACAAAAAUCGAUAUCUGCAAAUUUAAGAGAAUUAAUGGAGGAGCUGGAAAGGAGCCCUCAAGAUAUUGCAACACAGUCAUUGGAGCAUGUCCAUUUCGAUGAAGUCAUCAUGACGUUUGGGAAUUCCAGAACAGUUGAGAAGUUUUUAAGAAAAGCUGCCUCCAAACGCAAAUGUCAGAUAUUUGUUGCUGAAGCUGCUCCUAGAUUAACUGGGCAUGAUCUUGUGAAGAGCUUGGCAGAAAGUGGAAUUCAGACCACUCUCAUACAAGAUUCUGCAAUUUUUGCAAUAAUGUCUUGCGUGAACAAAGUAAUUGUAGGCACGCACAGUGUUAUGGCAAAUGGUGGCUUGAAAGCUCCCUGUGGAACACAUGCCCUCGCUCUGGCAGCCAAAUAUCAUUCCAUACCAUUUGUUGUUCUUGCACCUAUGUUUAAAUUGACUCCUCAAUAUGUAUCUUCAACGGAUCAAGAAGGAUUCAAUCAUAUGUUGUCCCCUGAAGAUGUUAUAUCUUUUGCCGAUGAUGAAGUACUUUCUGGUGUGGAAGUUAUAAAUCCGGCAUAUGACUACGUUCCACCAGAUUUAGUAACAUUAUUGAUUUCUAAUUUAGGUGGCAACGCUCCUUCUUAUGUUUAUAGGUUGUUAUCUGAAUUAUAUCAUCGUGAUGACUAUGAUUUAUGAUAUUUUGUAUUUAGCUUGUACAUGAUGUUGCAAAUAUUUAUUUUUUGAAAGUUAUUCCUUUUCUUAGAAAUAAAAUUUGA